Molecule: messenger RNA, 1236 nt
Organism: Miscanthus lutarioriparius
Lineage: Eukaryota; Viridiplantae; Streptophyta; Magnoliopsida; Poales; Poaceae
Source: the annotation of a GenBank genome assembly
AUGAGCGCCGUCCCAUCGAUCUCCUCGUUCCGUUCGGUGCGCGGUGCGGCGGUGCCGGUGCCUUCCCUCUGCGCUAACGAGGCCUGCGCAGUGGCAGACGAGGCCUUCCAGAGGUACACGUCGCCGAGCUUGAGGAGAGGCGGCGUCGGGGUGGCCGUCGUGUGGUUCAGGAACGACCUCCGAGUUCUUGAUAAUGAGGCCCUUCUGCGCGCGUGGGCGGCUUCUGAGGCGGUCCUGCCGGUGUACUGCGUCGAUCCACGGGUCUUUGCCGGGAGCACGCAUUACUUUGGGCUCCCCAAGACGGGAGCAUUGAGGGCGCAGUUCUUGAUAGAGUGUUUAGGAGACCUGAAGCAGAGUCUGAGGAAAAAGGGCCUCGAUUUGCUAGUCCGGCAUAGCAAGCCUGAAGAGAUCCUUCCAUCAAUUGCAAAGGCUGUCAGUGCACACACAAUUUAUGCUCACAAGGAAACCUGUAGCGAAGAGCUCCUUGUCGAACGCCUCGUGAGCAAAGGCUUGGAACAAGUUCAGAUUGGUCAAGGAGGAGCAUCUGUCCCGAAGAAACCUCUGAACCCCAGGUUGCAGCUCAUCUGGGGAGCAACAAUGUACCACAUCGAUGACCUCCCGUUCCCAGUUAACAACUUGCCAGACGUGUACACGCAGUUCAGAAAGUCUGAGAAAGGAAUGCAUUUCAUAGGAGGAGAGAAAGCAGCUCUUGGUAGAGUACAUGAGUACUUCUGGAAGAAGGAUCAGUUGAAAGACUACAAGGUGAAGAGAUAUGAGAAGCAAAGAGUGGCAAAUGAUUCUACAUAUUGGGUUUUAUUUGAGUUGAUAUGGAGAGACUACUUCAGAUUUCUAUCAGCAAAAUAUGGGAACGCCAUAUUUCACCUGGAUAUGGGUAUUGAUUGGCGAAUGGGAGCCGAAUGGUUCGAGACAUGCUUAUUGGAUUAUGACCCAGCUUCAAAUUAUGGCAGUUGGACAUAUGGAGCAGGAGUUGGCAAUGAUCCGCGAGAAGAUCGAUACUUCAGUAUCCCAAAGCAAGCCAAGACAUAUGAUCCCGAAGGGGAGUACGUUGCAUACUGGUUAACAGAACUUCGGUCGCUCACAAAGGAAAGGAGAAAUUUCCCAGGGGCCUCAUACAUCAGGCAGAUAGUACCACUGAAGUUUGACGGUGAAAACCAGAAGGAUCAGCAAUUCAACCAGCAGAGAAGACCAAACAUGUACAGAAGACAAGUAAAAUAG